GCGCCGGAAGCCCCGGCGGCGGCGGCGGAUGGAGGCUGAGCCCGAGCCCGAGCCCGAGCGAGCGGAGGCGCCGCGGCGGGGGGGCGUCGCCGGGAUACUAAGGAUGGGCCGUCGAGCCCGCCAGGACCUCUUGGCAGAUGAAAAUCUCAUCAGGAAGAAUUCCCCGUCUGCUUCUCUUGGAGAGGAUGAAGACUCUGAGGAAAAGGUUGACCAUGGUCCACCACCUAAACCGCCACGCCGGCAAGGAGGCUGGGCAGAUGAUCCUGUAAUGGCACCUAUCAAGUCAGGAAGAAAGCAUGCAGAAGAAGUAGAAGACCAUCGUCUCAGACAGCAGAGCCUGGAGGCAUCAGAUGAUGGAGGAGACAUUCCUGUGAUCCCUGAUUUGGAGGAAGUCCAGGAGGAAGACCUGGCCAUGCAAGUGGCAGCUCCCCCUAGUGUACAGGUGAACCGAGUGCUGACCUACCAAGACCUGGACAAAGAUUUAAUGAAGUAUGCUGCCUUUCAGACUCUGGAUGGGGAGGUAGACCUGAAGCUCCUCACCAGAGUUUUGGCUCCGGAGCAUGAACUACGAGAGGAUGAUGACCGCUGGGAUUGGGACCAUCUCUUCACAGAGGUGUCCUCAGAACUAGUGACUGAGUGGGACCUGGGACAGUCUGAGAGAGAGGACCACCUCAGUUUGCCAUAGAGUACUGGCACAAAAGACAUCUCAUACAUGCAUCCAUCCCCUGUAAAUAGUUUAGCACUUCGACUUUCUAUUUACUUCUUUGUAUUUGAGACCUUACUUCAGACAUGAAAAUAAAUAGGAUCUUGUCUUCACAGAAAAAAAAUGUCUCGGGAGAAGUUUUGGGUACUUUGUAAUAAGAAUCUUUGUUGUCAAAAGAGAUGAAGAAUUCCAAACACCAUAAAAUAUUAACUUAUAUACAGUCA
Molecule: messenger RNA, 927 nt
Organism: Empidonax traillii (willow flycatcher)
Lineage: Eukaryota; Metazoa; Chordata; Aves; Passeriformes; Tyrannidae
Gene: IFT43
Product: intraflagellar transport 43
Exons: 10
Coding region: 29-685 (218 amino acids)
Biological process (GO): intraciliary retrograde transport
Cellular component (GO): intraciliary transport particle A; cilium
Source: RefSeq, a predicted model, not a curated record